Molecule: messenger RNA, 930 nt
Organism: Aspergillus pseudoviridinutans
Lineage: Eukaryota; Fungi; Ascomycota; Eurotiomycetes; Eurotiales; Aspergillaceae
Product: putative MFS transporter
Exons: 5
Coding region: 1-930 (309 amino acids)
Biological process (GO): transmembrane transport
Molecular function (GO): transmembrane transporter activity
Source: RefSeq, a predicted model, not a curated record
AUGGAGGAGACAAACUACACACGGAAACAUGCCGAGACAGCCACCGUUGAGGGUGAGCUACAGUCGUCAACAACCCCCUCCGAGCAAGGUGACCAGGAAAAAGCUCUACCUGCCACUGCACAACCGGACGAAACAGAGUGUGGAGUCAUCUACAGCAAGAAAACCUACAUUCAGAAGCUGUCAAUCAUUGGACCACGACAACCCAGGAACAACAUGUUUAGGAGGUUCUACCAAAUGUUGUAUUACCUGAGCUGGCCAGUUAUCUUCUAUGCUGGGUUUUCGUAUGGCUCGUAUCUGAUAUGGUUCAACGUGUUGAAUGCCACUGCGUCUCUUAUUCUGGGGUCAGCACCAUAUAAUUUCAGUUCAUCAAUGGUCGGUCUGAGCUAUCUCGCAUGCUGUCUAGGUGUCAUUGGCGGGUCACUUUUUACCGGAAGAUUCAGUGACUGGCUUACUAUCAAACUAGCUCGACGGAACGGCGGAGUGAUGGAAGCCGAGCAGCGUCUCUGGCCCUUCCUUGCAUGUUUGAUUCUUGUCCCUGGGUCCUUACUCCUCUGGGGUGUUGGUGCAGCCCACGAGGCCCACUGGUUCGGACUUCUAGUUGCAAUGUGCCUUCUUGCGCUCGCCAACACCUGCGGAAUCACUCUGAGCGUCAACUAUCUCGUCGACAGCUACAGGGAGCUGAGUGGCGAUGCGAUGGCUAGUGUCAUCUUGGUUCGCAAUACAAUGUCAUUUGCCAUAGGCUACGGAAUUACGCCCUGGCUUGAAGACCUGGGAUACCAGAACUGCUUUGUGUCCGCGGCCUUCAUUGGCAUGGCCAUAUCUGCCGUGUUCCUAGUGAUGAUCAAAUGGGGAAAGACAUUCCGAGCUCGCAGUCGCGACAAGUACUGGAGCAUCGUCAGGGAGAAUCAAGCCAGGGGAAUGGGACAUUGA